AUGGAUCUAUACGACGAUGUUCUGAUUGCUCGUUACUGUGGCAAAAGCAAGCUUCGUGAGAUCUUUUCUGAGACUGCCAAAACACAAACAUGGAGACAGUUGUGGAUCUGGUUAGCUGAGGCAGAGAAGGAGUUGGGGUUACCUCAAAUUACAGAUGAAAUGAUUCAGGAAAUGAAGGAUCAGAGGGAUAACAUCGACUGGGACAUGGUUACCAAGGAAGAACGUCGGCUUAAACACGAUGUGAUGGCACAUAAUCACACUUUUGGAGCGGUGAGUAGUUAUUAAUUUAUAUUUUCAUUGUUUAGAUAUGCCCAAAAGCUGCUGGUGUAAUCCAUCUUGGAGCAACGUCGUGUUUUGUUCAAGAUAAUGCUAAUCUGAUCGAACAAAGACAAGCUUUCGAUUAUAUUAUAGGGAGGUAAGUUGAAACAUACACAUUCAUAAAAUUGUACUCUUUCUUUGAUAGGUAUGCUAUUGUGAUGAGUCGUCUGGCAGAAUUCGCUGAAAAAUGGAAAUCUACGGUAACUGUAGGUAGAACUCACUGGCAAACAGCUUCUUUAGUUACAGUAGGCAAAAGGGCUGUCCUGUGGCUUCAAGAAUUGAAAAUGGCAUUUGAUACGGUAGGUAUUACCUAUUAAAACCUAAAUGUUAUAUUGUUUUAUUUAUUUAUUUACUCGCUAUUUUGUAGAUUGUGGAGACGAGAAACAAGGCCAAGUUUAGAGGAAUCAAGGGCGCUACAGGAACCCAAGAUUCGUUUUUGACAUUGUUUAAAGGAGAUCACGAUAAAGUUCAAAAGCUUGAUGAAUUGGUGACGAAGAAGGCUGGGUUCGGGCAAAAGUUCAGUAUUACGGGCCAAACUUACAGUAGACAACAGGAUAUUGACCUUCUCUUCUGUUUCUCAAAGUUUGGAGCUGCGGUGGAGAAGAUUGCUAAAGACAUUAGAUUCCUUCAAAGCCAAGAUGAACUUAUGGAGCCGUUCGAGGAGAAUCAGAUCGGAAGUUCUGCCAUGCCUUACAAACGGAAUCCCAUGAAGUGCGAGAGAGUGACCAGCAUGGCCAGACGGCUGCGAAGCAGUGUUUUGGUAGGUAGUUAUAAAUAAAGUACAUUAGGUUUCAAAUUUACCAUACUUAAAAGUUUGUGUUAAGAGCUGUGAACUUUUCUAAAUUUAAAGCUUAAAUUUGAAUUUUUAGGAUGGCUUGAACACAUUGGCUGAUCAAGGACUUGAGCGUACUUUAGAUGAUUCUGCCAACCGCCGAAUGGUCAUUCCUAAUGUCUUCUUCUUGGCCGAUGCCAUUUUGAAUAUCAUACAGGUAGGUCUGCGAAACGAUGACUUUUUAUUGCAAAAAGAAGGGUAUUUCAAACUCAAUAGUGCAUAUGUAUUUGUAGAAUGUAUUCGAAGGCCUUCGUGUACCAGUCGAGAGUGUAAAGAGAAAGGUAGAUGAAGAAUUGCCAUUUUUGGCGUUGGAAAAGGCCCUAAUGCUCCUGACCGAGCACGGUGUGAGUCGCCAAGAAGCUCACGACCAUAUCAGAUCGGCCGCUCUCAGCUGCAAGGAACGUCAGGCUUAUGGCAAGGUCAGUCUUCAAGAUACACUGGCCGGAGACUUCUUUGCUGCAGUCAGAGAGAAGGUCCUCGAGUUAGGAUCCAAUCCUUUGAACUUCGUGGGCAGGUGUCAGGAACAACAGAAGCAGUAUCUAGAGGAGGAGUUCUAUCCAUCAGUGAAGCCUUAUCUCACUGGAAAUAACACUGAACGCUCACAUUUGGAUGUUUAG
This is a messenger RNA of Bursaphelenchus okinawaensis, 1767 nucleotides long. NCBI's taxonomy places the organism in Eukaryota, Metazoa, Nematoda, Chromadorea, Rhabditida, Aphelenchoididae. The record is from the annotation of a GenBank genome assembly.